Messenger RNA from Megalops cyprinoides (Indo-Pacific tarpon), 1365 nucleotides. Its product is annotated as collagenase 3-like. Lineage: Eukaryota; Metazoa; Chordata; Actinopteri; Elopiformes; Megalopidae. Bases 34 to 1365 code for a protein of 443 amino acids. The record is from RefSeq and is a predicted model, not a curated record. Gene Ontology annotation, biological process: collagen catabolic process; extracellular matrix organization; proteolysis. Gene Ontology annotation, molecular function: zinc ion binding; metalloendopeptidase activity. Gene Ontology annotation, cellular component: extracellular matrix. The transcript has 9 exons.
UCCCAGUUCUACGCUGAUGUCGGGACAAAAAACAUGACCACCAGGAGAAUCGCAGUGGACACCUUCCAGAAGAAUCUGGAAAUCAUGCAGGCUUUCUUUGGCCUUGAGGUGACAGGUAAACUGGACAGCAGCACCCUGGAGGUGAUGAAGAAGCCAAGGUGUGGCGUUUCAGAUAUCAGCAGGUAUGGGCACUUCUUCGGGAAGCCAAAAUGGGAGAAGACCAUCAUUACCUACAGGGUGACCCAGUACACCAACGAUCUGAGCCGGAGUGAGGUGGACGCGACCCUCGCCAAGGCCUUCAAGUUGUACAGUGACGUCACGCCCCUGAAGUUCGAGCAGAUCCACAGCGGCACUGCUGACAUCAUGAUCCUCUUUAAGGGUGGUGAUCACGGAGACUUCUACCCGUUCGAUGGGCCUAAUGGAGUCCUGGCUCAUGCCAACUCGCCGGGGCUGAACCAAGGUGGUGACACACACUUCGACGAGGAUGAGCGUUGGACCCUGAGCCAGAGAGGGGUAAACCUGCUGCUGGUGGCUGCGCAUGAGUUUGGCCACGCUCUGGGGCUGGACCACUCCCGGGACAGAAAAGCUCUGAUGUAUCCCACCUAUCAGUACGUGGACACUGAGGGCUACCAGCUACCCGAGGAUGACAGGCUGGGGAUCCAGGAUUUAUAUGGUAAAUACCCUAAUCCAGAGCCUGAACCAGAACCAGAACCAGAACCAGAACCCAAACCAGAUCCCAAACCAGGCCCUAAACCAGACCCAACACCAGAUCCCAGACCCAACCCUAAGGAUGAACAGUGUACCAGGGGCCUUGUGUUUGAUGCUGCCACAAGCAUCAGAAGAGAACUUUAUUUCUUCAAAAAUGGUUACUACUGGAAGAAAAGUGGCUAUUUCCGGGGAAUAAGGUUCAGGACUGUAAAAUCAACCUGGUCUCAGAUCAGUUAUGUAGAUGCUGCAUAUGAAAACACAGCCAAAGAUGUUGCCUUCUUUUUUGAAGGCAAUCAGUACUGGGGGAUAAACGGUUACAGGAUUCUUCCUGGAUACCCCAAGCAUAUCUCCAGUUUAGGGUUCCCUUCAUGGGUGACUAAAAUUGAUGCAGCUGUUUAUGUGGCAACAACCAGAAGAACCCUCUUCUUUGUCAAAAACCAGUACUGGAGCUUUGAUGAGGCCAGGGGCCAGAUGGACUAUGGAUAUCCCAGAUAUAUCACUUAUGACUUCCCAGGAAUUGGUUCAAAGGUGGAUGCUGCCUUUGAGAACUAUGGUUAUCUGUAUUUCUCAGACGGAGCGCAGCAGAGCGAGUAUCACUAUGGCGCGAGAAGAGUGAUUCGUGUUCUUUUAAACUACGGCUGGCUGGACUGCUACUAA